Molecule: messenger RNA, 558 nt
Organism: Emiliania huxleyi CCMP1516
Lineage: Eukaryota; Haptophyta; Isochrysidales; Noelaerhabdaceae
Exons: 3
Coding region: 1-558 (185 amino acids)
Source: RefSeq, a predicted model, not a curated record
AUGGAAGGUGGAACAAUGGGCAGGGGUAGAUACGAGACGGGCUAUGGACUGAGCGACCGAUUUCCCAUCGAGCAAGGCCUCGGCCAAGGGUGCCUCCUUUCGCCCGCACGUAGCAAGCUCAUGCUGGCCGUGAUGCAGCAAACAGUCAGCAAGCUGGGUAGAGGUUUCGAAUUCACAGCGGCGGGCGAAGGUGUGCCGCAGCUAGUGUACGCCGACGACGGCCUGUUCCUCAGCAACGACAUAGCCACGAUGCAGCUAGCGCUAGAGUGCGCCUGGUUAGUGACAAAGAUCUGUGGCAACAGCCUCCAGGUCAAAAAGAAGAAGAAAUCGGCAUGGUCAGCGACGUACUGGGAGAACAACGAAGAGCGGGAUGUCGAGGGCUAUGAGGAUGCCGGAUGGACCGGGUGGGCAAACGGCGAGGGCCAGACGGAAAUGAGGGAGCGGUGCGUAGCGGACUGCAAGAGGGUGAGCUGGAUCAUAGGCAACCUGCCGCACUUGACAGGAGAGCAGAUCCGACGCAACAUGGCGCUAGCACUGAGCGGCAUUAUCGGGUACUAG